Messenger RNA from Musca vetustissima, 2133 nucleotides. Its product is annotated as nucleolar protein 11. The transcript is spliced from 4 exons. Gene Ontology annotation, molecular function: RNA binding. Lineage: Eukaryota; Metazoa; Arthropoda; Insecta; Diptera; Muscidae. The record is from RefSeq and is a predicted model, not a curated record. Gene Ontology annotation, cellular component: nucleolus; nucleus. Gene Ontology annotation, biological process: maturation of SSU-rRNA. Bases 1 to 2133 code for a protein of 710 amino acids.
AUGACAAAAUUUAUUACCUAUUUCAAUUUAUGUCCCAUACCGGAGCCCAAAGGUUUCUUGGGAAUAUCACCGGAUAAAGAUGAGGGCAAUAUUAUUACAACAUUGGGUAAAAACAUUAUUAUUGUCAUUAAGAUUUCUACACAAAAACAAAUACGCAGUUGGUCGGUGCUGGAAAAGUUAUCCUCCAAAGUGAUCUAUGAUAAGAAAUCGGAAAAAUAUGUUGGUGUGUUUGGCAAUAAGUACCUGAGGUGUUGGGAUGAAAAGACAACGGAAUUGAACAAGUGCAAGAAAUUGAAGUUCCACAAAUAUAUUUCCCAAUUGAUCAGUUAUGGUGAUGACACAUUGGUUUUGUAUGUUGAUGGCACAUGCGAACCAUUGGCCAAGGCAAUUGAAUCCCGCAAAGAAGAGGUUAAUAUUUCGACCAAUCAACAAUUGGAAUUAUCGAAAAAGUUAACCUUUACAAAAGCCAGUGUUUAUAAUUCGGCUAAUGGUUGUCGGAUCUUAACCUAUUUUGAACGGAAUUCCAUUAAUGGGGAUUAUCAUUUGGUACGUCUGCCUUUGUCGGCGGAGGGUGUAGUUAUGGAGCCACCAAAACGUUUUAAACUUGCGAGGGAAAAUUUAAGUGUAACCGUGGCUGGAGCGGCCGUCAUUGAGGGUGAGGGGGUGCCAAUGCUAUUGACAAUAUGGUCCGAUAAACGUAUGUUUAUUUUAAAUCUAGGCGAUGAGGUCUGCCCUGAACGUUCCCCCGGCAGUUUUGUUUCAUUGUUGACUCAGCUAAAAGUGGAUUGCCCUCUCUCUGUGAUGGGCAUCUCCAAACAUUUUGUUGCCAUUUAUGGUGCCAAUCAUGGCCAAGAGGGCGGCUCCCUACUCCUCUACAAUACCCAAUUUAAGGUCAUCAAGACGAAACAAUUUUUCAAAGUCUAUUUCAAUUAUUCCCAACUGUGGUCGGUUAGUGAUCAUAUCAUUUUGGCCAUGGGUCAAAAUCUAUCCGUUGUCAAAUAUCAAGUACUCAAAGAGGUAUUAUCGGAAUUACUGGGUACCCAAGUCUCUAAUGAUUAUCAAACGGCCAUUGAAAUUGAUCACAUCAAUGAGGAGGAUGUCAUGGAAGAAUGCCUACAAUAUAGUAAAGAUGUCCAAUCGCACAAUGAGAAGGAAAAGGAGGAGAAAGAUUUAAAAAUCGUGGAAGCUGAUGGUCUAACCGUACCCUUUAUGGGUGCCCAAGAAUUCGAUAAAGAACUAAAUGCCUUGCGACAAUUACAUUUACAUGUUGAUGUUAUUCCGGAUCAUCGUUUGGAUGUGCCUCACAUAAAUCUCAUGUCAAAUCACAAUGAUGAGGGUUUCUCAUGCCAGGAGUUGCAAUUGAUUGCCCAGCAGCUGGAGCGUGUGGGUGCCAGUGAACAUGAAAUCACCGAGAAACUUUUAACCGUCCUCAUGAAGGCCAAUUUGGUGGAGGAUAUUGGAGUGUGCCUGAGGCGUUACACCAACAUAUCCGAGAAGAUUUUAUCCAAAACUUUGAAUUAUAUUUUAAAGAAAUACACCAAGGAAAAGUCCAGCAAAACAAAUGGCACCCUAGAAGAACCCAUGGAGGAAGAUAAUGAAAAUGACAGCCAAGAAGAGAAUGCUGAAGAUGAAGAACUCCAUUUGGGUAUCCUUUCCAAAAAACCCACCUCAGCAACCCCCCACAAUCCCUCAGAUCUAGAAAACAUUCUCAACACCCUGUUGGCCUGUUCCUUUGACCCGGAGACAAUUGCCAAAUGCAUACGUCAAGAUAUGGAAUAUAAAGAGGUGGUACUACUCUUGGAACAUCUCUACGAUAUGUUAACCUCCGAGCAACAAGAAUAUCUAGAAGAUCGUCCCACUCUCUAUGAGACAAGUACUGAUUAUGAAUUACAAUUGCUAAGAUGGUUUGGUGUAUUCCUCAACUCCCACUUUCAAAAAUUGGCCCUAUCCAAAGAAGUGGCCCUCAUUGAGUUACUCUUUAAAUGGCAUGAACUAUUCGAUAGUUAUAAACAAGAAAUUGUGGAGCUACAAAAUGUUGCCGCCUUACUAUAUAAUAUUGUCGAACGUAAAACAAAUCUGAAGGAGAAGAGUUCAUCGAAAUGGUAUUCCAUAGAAGAGGUUUAUUUGUUUUGA